GCGAAGCUUUUAAUGCUUAUUUUCGUUAGGCGCUAAGAUAGAUUGUGGCGCGUAUCCGUCGUUGACAUACGUUUUUAUAAUAUGACGAGGAAAUCUUAAACCAUGGCUAAUAGGCGGCGUCUUACUGUAUCUGGUGAUCAUAAACCAGAGGAGAAAACAUGUUGGUCAACUCCCACUGUAUAUCAUGCAGCUAUUGUGAUAUUCUUGGAAUUCUUCGCCUUCGGAUUGUUAACCACUCCGAUGAUCUCGGUGUUGGAUGAAACAUUCCCCAAACACACGUUCCUUAUGAAUGGAAUUAUACAAGGGGUAAAAGGCUUCUUGUCAUUCUUCAGUGCCCCUUUUUUGGGUGCCCUCUCCGAUAUGUUUGGGAGGAAACCGUUCUUACUCCUAACAGUCACUUUUACGUGCUCUCCUAUACCACUGAUGAAAAUUAGUCAUUGGUGGUAUUUCACCAUGGUCAGCAUAUCAGGUGUCUUUGCAGUGACAUUUUCAUUCGCCUUGGCAUAUGUCGCUGAUAUAACGACAGAAGAGGAUAGAAGCUGGGGCUAUGGAUUGGUUUCAGCCACAUUUGCAGCCAGUCUUGUCAGCUCACCUGCAAUUGGUGCAUAUCUAGGUCGAGUAUACAGUGAAGAACUUGUUGUAGCAUUGGCUACAGCUAUUGCAUUUCUAGACAUUUGUUUUAUUCUUGCCUGUGUACCUGAAUCCCUUCCAGAAAAAGUACGCAUUGGUCAUUUAUGCUCUGUAUCUACACUGGGUGGUCCAAGUGGUAAAUUCUCAUGGGGCAAAGCAGAUCCUUUCGCAACCCUACGUCAAAUGACCAAUAAUCAUCUUGUCCUCAUGAUAUGCAUUACAACAUUUCUAUCCUAUCUACCAGAAGCUGGACAGUAUUCAUGCUUUUUUGUAUAUUUACGCUUAGUGAUGAGAUUUACUGAAGAAAAUGUAGCGCUUUUCAUUGGUGUUGUCGGUAUUAUGUCGUGUAUAGCUCAGACAGUUAUUUUAUCUUUAUUAUAUCGUGUGAUGCGACCGAAACAUGUGAUUAUAUUUGGUUUAAUCUUUGAAGCAAUCCAAUUAACACUUUACGGUUUCGCUACAAAUCCAGUAUUAUUAUGGUUAGCUGGUAUAAUCGCUGCUAUGGGGUCAAUCACUUAUCCGGCAUUAGGUGCAUUCAUAUCAAAUCAUACAGCAGCUGACCAACAAGGUGUUGGACAGGGUCUUAUCACAGGUAUUCGAGGUCUUUGCGGUGGACUUGGUCCAGCAUUAUUUGGUUUAUUCUUUUAUAUUUUCAGGGUUGAUCUCAAUGAACAUACAUCAGGUGUGCAUGCAACUACAAAUCAAGAUCCAAAUAAAUCUCUUAUACCUCCUAGUGCUGUUCAAAUUCUACAAGAGCAAUUAAUGCCUGGUCCACCAUUUGCCUUCGGUGCUGCACUUGUCCUGUUGGCAAUUAUAGUAUCAAUGUUUAUCCCUGAGAAUUCAUCGUCUGGCCAGUUAUCACAUUCAGAAAUUAUCACUGGUUCAUCACAUGAUUCCACCCAUGGUGGUGGUAGUCGAUAUGCCGGUGAGACAAGACUACGACGGAGUUCACCAUCAGGUCAGCUACAUCGAUCUGUGUCGAAUUGUGAAGCCAUCCUACCUGGUGUUGGUGCUGGCCGACUAGAUGACGAUUGUGAUAAACUCAAACUGAUGAUGAAUUCUGCUGAUGUGUACAAAUACAAUACGAAAGGCGAUUAUCCUCAUGGUUAUUAUCAAAUGUAUGAAGGAGAUAAUGGAGGCAGUGGCGGUGGAGUCGGAAUAUGGGGUCGUUUAAUGACAAGUCUUUCAGAUUUCCGUAAUCCUAUCUAUGUGAAACAACGACCAAAUCGUGUAUAUCGUCAAUCGAAAGGACGUUUUAGUACAUUGGGAAUUGUUGAACCAUUUCGUCGUUUAUUUAUCCGGAAGACACCAUACAAUGCAGGUGGUAGUUUUACAGAUAGUCAUACAAUGAUUGGUUAUCCAACUGAUAGUGAAUCACGCUUUCAGUAUUCACGACUACCAUUCACAGUGAUUAAAUCGAAUAAUGCCAAUGAUGACAAGAAGAAUUUAGAGGAUUUAUCAAGUAAAGAGUUGUUGUUUGCAAAUCCUUUAUUAUUAAAUCGUUGUGAAUCUGAAGAGGCAGCCGACUUGAGCAAUUAUCGUGCACAUCAUUUUCGACGUAUGUUUACGCCUACACAUCAUCAGAAUACAAUACCGUCUCCGGCAUCAAUGCUAGUGACUUCCUCUUCUGUCUCUCUUGGUAGUAAUAAAGACAAUUUCACCGGUGAUGAUGAUCCACAAUCUAUCGUGAAUUCACCUCAAGAUUAUUCUAUCAGACAUACUAAUGAUGAAGAAGAUACUUUGAACUCUGAAGAUGAACUAGAAACAGACAAGGCAAGCUUAUUACGUAAUCAAUCAUCAAUGUUGAUGACGGCGAACAAUAGUCCAACAAGAAAUACUGCGAUGAAACAAAAAUUUUUUAGCACUAGUCAUCAUCAUCAUGAGAAAUCAUCAGGUACAUGAUGAUGAUGAUGAUGAAGAGAGAAAAUAGAUAUUUUGAAUUGUGUUGCAAUAGUUCAUCUUCUUCUCUGACUAACUUGGAUAUCGACGUGGUGGUGGUGGUGGUCAAAUUCACCGCUGUUCAAUGCUUUCAAUGUGUGUGUGUAUAUGUGUGUGUGUGUGCGUUCUCAUGAUGUCUAACACAGUGAGCUAUAAAUGCAAAUAAACACCUUUGUACUAUUGUUACCCUUCCGUUCCUCGAUCCCCACCGUCACCCACUCUCACACUCAACCUUCUCAAUAACAUGUGGGUUGUUUUCUUUAUUUUCACUUUCUACCUCUUCUAAUUCGCAUAUGUGUACACACUACACUGUACUCACAGAUUGGUUGGUUGUUUUCACCUGAUUGUUGUUUGUUUGUAUGUUGGUGUGUGUGUGUGUUUCUAUGACAACUUCUACGGAUAAAAAAGUGGAAAAAUGUGUAUAUUGCUCGCGUUGCUGUAAUCUCUUUAAUUUCUAAAGCUCUUUUCAUAAAUAGUUCAUUUGCCUCUCAUCAUUGUAACAAUGGUUGUAUUAAGUAAUAAUAAUAAUAAUUACUGUGGAAAACACACCGAGUUCCCCCCCCCACACACACACACACACUUCGCAUGAGAAUACCACUUACAGAAGAAAGUGAAAAGAAAAUUCCCCCUUUAUAAUUAACCACACCCAACCCAGCCCAGACCAAACUCCACCCCGUCGCCCAUUUUGUGUUUUUAUUUCUUCCAAUAUCAUAGAUUUAUACAGCAACUACAACAACAACAUAACAUUUUCUCUUCGCUUUGAUCUGAUUGUGAUUAUGUAAUAUGUAACAACACGCCUUUGUUAUUUUGUCCUCUUGUGUAUUUUUGUGUAUUGUGUACGCGCGUGCGUGCAUGCGUGUGAGUUAGUGUGUGUGUGUGUAUGUAUGUGGUCUCUUUCAGUCAACGUUUCACACACACACGCGAUAACACGUGUUUGUAUAAUGAACAGUUUAAUUCCUCCUUUGUCUAUCUAUCCAAUUUAUUUAUUUAAAUAUUUGUUGAUUUUAUUUUUUUUUUCAAUUCAUUAUACAAAGUACAAAGUACACUUUUUCGUUUUUUUUCUUCAAAUUUUCCGUGUAUGUAUGUAUGUAUGUAUGUGUGUUUAUGUGCGUGCGUGCGUGCGUAUGCGCGCACGAUUGUCGGGUGUAAUAUUCAACGACGACAUACACCCACCCACGCGCCCCGUCCAUAUGCACACAAAUGCCAGCUAAAUAACAAUGUUGAGGAUGCAGUAUCAUAUUUUGCGUGUGUGCACGUGUGUAUGUAUCUUUGUUUGUUUGCGUGUGUGUAAAUCACAAAGAGAAAAUAAAACACACUUCUGAUGUUUUUCUAAUGACGAUAAAUAUAAACGGCCUUCUCCUCUCCUUUCCCCACCCACCCACCCAACUCCCCACUACUCUACUUAUUACAAUUAAACCUGCGAUGUGUUC
Messenger RNA from Trichobilharzia regenti, 3998 nucleotides. NCBI's taxonomy places the organism in Eukaryota, Metazoa, Platyhelminthes, Trematoda, Strigeidida, Schistosomatidae. The record is from the annotation of a GenBank genome assembly.